CUUCUUUCCUCUUCAUUCCUCCUUCCCUGUGUAUCUUCUUAACACUCCCAUUUUUAACCGCUUAUCGUUCCAUGUCAAGCAUGUCUGACUAUGUGCCCACCGAAACCGAAAGCGAGCGUGAAACUCGUGAGGAAACCCGCUCACCGGAACCACGACUCAACCAUCAGAAUCCUCGCCAGACCCAAGCCCCGCCUAGCCGGACUGGUCCUAUCCGGAACACAACUCACCGGAAUGGUCGUCUGCCUGGCCAAUCAUAUCCGCCUUUGAGAGGUUCGGUAGCUGCCGCGGCGGCUUUUGCCCGGCAAGCCGGCAGACCCACAGCCGCGCCUACUCAGCCGACCAGGUCUGGGCGAGCAGCCUUGAUUCCAAGUGUUGGAGCCGCCGAGAGACUCGCCCGGCGCUCAGUCCCUCCCUUGGGAGACGUUGCGGACCCAGGAGAAGUGCGAGUCGAUGCUUCCACUGGAUUCCCUAAUGGUAUCAUUGACUUGACUCACCUGGAUGAGCCUGUCAAUGAAGAGUAUGUACAAGAACUCGAAGGGUUGUUUGAACUCAGGCGCGGGUACGCUGCAGUUGGCGAGUCACUAGCAUAUGUGGCACCUCCCCGUCAGCAUGCCACUCACCUUUACAGCCAGCUCGCAAUUUUGCAGGCCAUUGAGCGAUACCACAAUGCCGUACUGGCUGUACCGCGAGCAGCCGCACUCCCGGAGGUCACUCCGGCAAACCAGGCUCAGCAAUUCCAAUAUGCCCCGGUUUUCAAAGAUUUUGUCAAGCGAAAGGCUCGUGAGCUUCUCAUGACCAAGAACUUGAAAGUAUAUGGGUCCGACCUUCCCCGCGGUGCCCCGGCGACGCUCAAGAGCUUGCUUGUCCUUGUCUUGGAUCACAUUAAUGCUCAGCCGACAAGCUUUAAGCGAGAGUAUCUCCCACGAGGCUAUGCUGACGGCGAUCCAGGGGCUGUUGCCAGUGUGGAUAGCUUAGUACGGAACAAGUUGCGAAAAAGUCGGGGCAUGAUGCGUGACCUGCUCCUGACUAACAUUCAAGCUCCGGCCGGGAGAGAAAUCACACUUCCGAUACCCACUGCCUCGGCGUUGAUGGUAAAUAUGCGUACAAGUAUGACUCCUCCAAUCCCGAACAGCACUGCAGUGGUUGCUCCUGACCCUCAGGAGGCCAGGGGGAAUCAGACCCACUUGAAGGCUCGUCUGGCUUACCUUCGUAUAUUAACUGUUAUGCAGUUGGUGGGCAGGGGGCCCCGUGACGCUGGACGACAGUGGAGGAAUAUUGAUGAGCAUUUGCGACAUUUGGAGGCGAUGGGUCGAGACUAUCGAACCGUCUUUUUCCGGCUUAUCUUGAGACUGGACCGAGCUCUCUUCAAUGGGGAUCAAUUCUUCCUCGGGAUCGACACCAGCACAAUCAAACUGCCAACCAACCAGGAAGUGGAGGAUCUGAUGGCAGCCGCGGGAGAAGGUGUCGACCAUGAGGACGCUACAUUGGCUGAACCCUAACGAUGUAAGCUAUCUUUCCAGGGCUAACCCAGUUCAGGCAGCUGGCUGUCUUUUGUCUUACAUCCCUCGUUUGUCGGUGUUGUAUCUCCUCGUGAAACGUUGCACACAUCACAUUUCUAUUGCAUUCUGGUUACCUCGCUGGUUUUCUUACGUUGUACAUAUCUUCUCUUUUUGCUUUGUAUCUUUUCUUCUCAACAUUCUUUCUUACUUUGUACAUACAUAUUCGGAUCUCUUCCUUCACUCUCUUCUACCUUGUUCAUAAUCCUGAUGCGUCAAUAGUUGGAUAAAGAUCAAAGUCCGUUUCUUUGCUUAACACUCUGUCGCCACCAAAUUGGGUGAGAGUGUAACCGAGCCCCUCGCUCUUCAAGAUUCCAG
Molecule: messenger RNA, 1874 nt
Organism: Puccinia graminis f. sp. tritici CRL 75-36-700-3
Lineage: Eukaryota; Fungi; Basidiomycota; Pucciniomycetes; Pucciniales; Pucciniaceae
Exons: 8
Coding region: 72-1499 (475 amino acids)
Source: RefSeq, a predicted model, not a curated record